This is a messenger RNA of Trichomycterus rosablanca, 1576 nucleotides long. Its product is annotated as pterin-4-alpha-carbinolamine dehydratase 2-like. Gene Ontology annotation, molecular function: 4-alpha-hydroxytetrahydrobiopterin dehydratase activity. Gene Ontology annotation, biological process: tetrahydrobiopterin biosynthetic process. The record is from RefSeq and is a predicted model, not a curated record. Bases 72 to 470 code for a protein of 132 amino acids. NCBI's taxonomy places the organism in Eukaryota, Metazoa, Chordata, Actinopteri, Siluriformes, Trichomycteridae. The transcript has 4 exons.
UUAGUGUGAGUGAUUGUUAGUGUUUUUGGAGUGUGUUGUGUACUUUGCCCGGUGAGAGGUGACAGUUUACUAUGAGGUGGUUAAUGUUUAUGUCCAGUGAAUGUAGGAGAGUUUUAUGUAAACACAGAAACAUUAUCCUGUCCUCUCACACUGCUAACAUGAGUUCAGACUCACAGUGGCUGAGUGCAGCAGAGAGGGAUCAGGUCCUAAUGGAGCUAAAGGCGACGGGUUGGGUAGAGCUGGAAGAACGUGAUGCUCUGUAUAAAGAACUGCACUUCAAAACCUUUAACCAGGCAUUUGGCUUCAUGUCUCGAGUGGCUCUGCAGGCUGAGAAGAUGAAUCAUCACCCGGAGUGGUUUAAUGUCUAUAAUAAGGUACAGAUCACAUUAACCACACAUAGUUCUGGUGGCUUGUCCAAGAAAGAUGUCUGGCUUGCCAAAUUUAUUGAUAAAGUUGUUCUGGCCAUGUAGACAACUGGUGUUUUUUUUUGGCCUGAUUCUAAAUGCACACUCUCUACACUUUCUACACUUCUACUGAUUGAAAGCUGGACUGGUCUGGAAUUUACUGUACUCUCCUGCAAAUUCACUCAGGGAUAUAAAACAAAAGAGGCAUGCAGGAAGGGUCACCUGCUCACAUCGGUACAGAACUUAGACUGUAAAUAUUAGUAUUAUUUUUUAUUCUUAACUACACCAUUUUUCUGAGAGUUGUAGCUCACACUGAGACAAGCAGGGUUACAGACUAAACAAGUCCAACCACUACCAUCACACUACCACUGCCAUUGCCAGUUUGGAUUUUCUGCCUAACCUGGCAGGUGACCAUGGAGUAUGCUUCAUGUUCUUUUUAAUAGGAACACUUGAACUAGCCCUGUUUAUAUGAGCAUAAAGUCACCAGCUAUAUAACAACUAUAAUCACUAACAAGUAAUUAGCAGGCUAUGCCACAAAGUAAAGUACAUCAAAUAACUUUCUUUUUUCUGAUUUUAUGCACAUUUCUGUUCAUUUAUACUUUAUGGUUAAUACCUGUCAUUAGAAAUGUCAGUUAAUUUUGUAGUCAAUUCUUUGACAUCUCAAACCUUGAGCUAACACUCAACAACUGUGUUCUCUGAGCAGUUGACAGGGGAUCUGAAAAUACAAAUAGCUACUUGAUGGCUAUGAAGCAUAGAAAAAAACAGAAAAAGAAUGUCAGCGUUAUAGUGGCUAAGGAGAAACAAAAAACUCUCACAUGAGUCUCACAGUAGUCCAGUUCCCCAGUAACUUGAGCUUGUGCCACUGCACACCCUGCCCUGUCUGAGGCGAGCCAUGGAUCAUCACGCCCUUAGACAUGCAGUCACUUUUUGUGUGGAGUUUGCAUGUUCUCCCCGUGUCUGCGUGGGCUUACUCCGGGUGCUCUGGUUUCCUCCCACAUUCCAAAGACAUGCAAGUGAGGUGAAUUGGAGACACUAGAUUGUCCAUGACUGUGUUUGAUAUAACCUUGUGAACUGAUAAACCUUGUGUAAUGAGUAACUACCGUUCCUGUCAUGAAUGUAACCAAAAAGUGUAAUACAUGACGUUAAAAUCCUGACUAAUAAACAAACAAACA